Messenger RNA from Rhizophagus irregularis DAOM 181602=DAOM 197198, 727 nucleotides. RefSeq lists its product as uncharacterized. Lineage: Eukaryota; Fungi; Glomeromycota; Glomeromycetes; Glomerales; Glomeraceae. The record is from RefSeq and is a predicted model, not a curated record.
AAAUUUCGAACAACUACUAUCCCUAGAGAAACAAAUUUAAAAAAGGAUCCAUUAAGAAAAACUUUAUCAAAGUCACAAACAGAUUUAAAGAAUUCAUUACAAACAACUACACUCCCUAGAGAAACAAAUUCAAAAGAGAAUUUAUUACGAAAAUCAAUGUCAAAGUCUCAACCAGAUUUAAAGGAUUUAUCCCGACAAAAAUUGCCGCAGUUAGAUUUAACAUCUCCUCCAAAAUUAAAUUCAAAAAAAGGUCCAUUAUCGCAGUUGGAUUUAACACCUUCUUCACGGACAAUACCACAAUUAAAUUCGACAAUGCCUUCAGAAGCACGUUAUAAAUGGGAUUUAACACGAACAACGUCAACAACGCCAAAAUUAGAUUCUAAAGUUCAAUCAAAGAGGUCAAAUAGACACACAUAUUCACGCAACAAAGAAACGAAUGAUUAUUCAAAUUUUCAACCGGUACAAAACAUUAAACCUGUUCAAAAUGUUCAAAAUGCUCAAUCAGAAAAAACUGGCAAGAUCACAAAAAUCGUAGAAACUGAAGUAGAAGAAUUAACAUUAUCUCCUAUGUACAGAAUAGUAAAACCAGUUUUUAAAAACGUAAGACAAGAUGAUGAAAUAAUUCUUGAUGCAACUUUGGAAUGAAAAGUUAUUCAAUAAAUAUAAACGAAUGUUUUGUUAUCGGAUAAAUCUAUUAUUGUUAUUAUUAUUAUUGCAAUUUCUAUUU